Microtus ochrogaster (prairie vole) is the source of this 2810-nucleotide messenger RNA. RefSeq names its product autophagy related 12 (gene Atg12). The record is from RefSeq and is a predicted model, not a curated record. Lineage: Eukaryota; Metazoa; Chordata; Mammalia; Rodentia; Cricetidae. Gene Ontology annotation, cellular component: cytoplasm; phagophore assembly site membrane; Atg12-Atg5-Atg16 complex. Gene Ontology annotation, biological process: autophagosome assembly; protein lipidation involved in autophagosome assembly; piecemeal microautophagy of the nucleus. Gene Ontology annotation, molecular function: Atg8-family ligase activity.
UACGUCACUUCCGCCAUCCACUCUCGGCGAGCAAGAUGGCGGAAGAUCCCGAGGCUCUGCUGCAGCUCCCUCCUUCAGCGGCUGCAGCCGGCGGCGAGAGCCUUUCGGAGCUCUCCCCAGAAACUGCCACCCCAGAGCCCCCGUCUUCGGCCACAGUCUCUCCGGGGACGGAGGAGCCUCCCGGUGACACCAAGAAAAAAAUUGACAUCCUGCUGAAGGCUGUAGGAGAUACCCCUAUAAUGAAAACAAAGAAAUGGGCUGUGGAGCGAACCCGAACCAUCCAAGGACUCAUUGACUUCAUCAAAAAGUUCCUUAAACUCGUGGCCUCGGAACAGUUGUUUAUUUAUGUGAACCAAUCCUUUGCCCCUUCCCCAGACCAAGAAGUUGGAACUCUAUAUGAGUGUUUUGGCAGUGAUGGUAAACUGGUCCUACAUUACUGCAAAUCACAGGCGUGGGGAUGAGCCACAGAAAAACAGCUAGAUAUCAUCACAGAAGAAAGGGCUCAAGAGGCUUAUGACUAUCAGAUACUCAGCAUGAAUCUGCCAUGAAUUGUGCUUAUGUGUAAGAAGACAACAUAGAGUAAAUGGACUAAAAACAAGAUUUACAUUACCAUAAAAUCAUGAAAGAUUGGUGUGCCCAUUACCCCUGCCCACUCCUGUUUCAGAUCUGCCUCCACGGUUAGAAAGGGGGCUAGAACUCUAUUGUGGGUUCUCAGGAUGGCUGACGUUCCUUGUGGAGUUGCCACUGUGUUCUUUCCAUGGUAAAGACUUAACUGAAGGGUUUGUGUUUCAAGGUGUUUUUUUAACUUAUUCAGGGAACCUCUGUUUGGAAUAUGGAAUGUUUACAUUUGUCUGUAUUGCUUUGUGAAACCAAGCGCACUGACUUGUCUCAGUGCCUUAAGUUAUCCAAUAGAGGGCAGCCCAGUUGGUAAAAUGAGUUGACAGUUGUGACAUCUUUGCCAGCUGAUUGGAGGAACAACUGUUGAACCUGGUUUCUAGUUAAUGUGUAAUCAGGAAAGCAACUAUGUUGACAGACUGGAAGAAUUGGAGGAUGUGCAUAGUUUAAAAUUAAUCAUGCCGGAAACAAUUGUACGGAUUGUGAGCAAAUGAGUCCUCAACGCUUUUCAGUCCUGCCAUUUAUGAUGCUUGUGCUUCAGCCUGGGCAUCGUGGUCACACUUGUAAUUCUAGCGCUCAGGAAGCCUGGGCAGGAGGAUCAGGAGUUCAAAACCAGUCUGGGCUGCAAAGAACUUAUUCCAAACAGACUCUUGACCCCCACCCUGUGUAUUCCUAGUGUCAGCUAUCUGUGUCAGAGCAAUUGACUUAGUAAACCCAGCAACAUCAUCAAGCUUUCAAUUUAUCCCAGCCCUCGUUUGUAAGCUGUGUGUUUUUAGUUUGUUUCUUUGCUGUGCUGGAGAUCAGUGUACACUCGAGGCCAUGGCUCUGCACAGCUGCAUCUCCAGCACUCACUGAGUGCUUCAUAAUGUGUUUUCCAAAUUGAAAGCAUUCAAAGAUAGUGAUUUAAAAAUAGCCUGCAUAGGCCAGACAGUGGUGGCGCACGCCUUUAAUCCCAGCACUCGGGAGGUAGAGGCAGGCGGAUCUCUGUGAGUUCCAGGCCAAUCUGGUCUACAAGAGCUAGAUCCAGGACAGGCUCCAAGGCUACAGAGAAACCCUAUCUCAAAAAAAGUCUCCAAUUUUAUGUGUCUUUCAUGCCAUCAUGGAAAAGAGUAUUACUGUUACUGGUGUCAUUAGACUGGUCAUUGCUUGAGGUAAGAUUUAACUUUUUUUUCUUAUGUACCGUAUUUGUUAUGCUUUCUUUUUGUGGGGAGAAGGGGUGGACUCUGCCUAGCCUGGAACUCACAGAGAUCUGUUUACCUACUCUGUCUCAUGAUGCUGAGAUUUGAGGUAUGGAUCACCUUACCCUGCUCCAUACGUGUCUAAGAGUAUUCGAACCAGAACCAGACAUGAUAGUGCACACUUCUCCAGCACUCAGAAAGCUGAGGCAAGAAGAUUGACUAUUUAAGACCAGUGUGGGCUAAAGGGUGAGAGUGUCUGAACACAACAUGAAAAUAACCCUUCCCCUCCCCUGACAAAAGCGUUCCAAUAAAUUAAAUGUCUAAACCGAUUACAGGAUUUAAAGUAUGUCAGAAUUCCAAGGGUUUGCUUUCAGAAGUGAUGAUAGAAAUUAUUUUUUUAUCAAAAACAAAACAAAAAAAUUGAAGACUUGAAUUACUCUUUUUUGUUCUUUUUGAGACAGACUGUGUCACUCAGGCUGACUUGCCUCGGGCUUUUGGGUGCCAGGCUUAUGCACUACUGCUUCUGGCUCAUUUGUAGCUCAAUUUCUAGAGUGUGCUUUAUAGUAGUACUCAUCCAUGUGAGCCAUGGAGGAUGUUGUGUAAGAACACAGCACAGUGCUGUUGGCUUCUUGUUUCUGCCCAAGAAUGAGUUUUGGAUUGCCCCGGAAUGAGUUAAUACAGGUAAUAGUUCACAGAGGGAGGAUGUGGACAGUGAGAUAGAUGUACAAAAUGUAGGCUCAGGAAAACACCUGAUGUACUAAUUUAUGAGCAGUGUCAGCUGGAUAGGGGAAAGGUCUGUUCUACCUUUGCCCGCUAUGAGGUUCCUGAAAGAACACAAUGGUAGAUACUUAACAGGAGAAAUAAUUUUUUAUUUUUGCUGAUUUUUAUUUUUUAUGUUUGCUGAUGUUCUAGAUGCCAGAGUGCUUAUUACCUCCAUGAAAUCAGAAAUACUUGAGUUUGAAUUUGUAAUUUUUAUCAAAAUAACUUAUUGCCAUAUUAAAGCAAAAGUUAACUAAA